AUGCUCAACAUAACGCUCAUCCCUCUGUGUGUUGACUUUGAUAGUCCAGGGGACUAUUUUCUCUUCAUGUUUCACAUCCUGGCCGGGGCUUGCACCGUGACAGUGGCCGGCUCUGUUGCAUGUGGGAUCAUUAAGACCCGGGCACUUUUAAGACAGAAUCGGUUUAUAUUCAUGCUGAACACAAGUAUCUGUGACACAAUGACCGGCUGUGGUAUUUUCUAUCAGUUUCUCUUCGAUGUGCGCGUUGGCUUCCCCUCUAAAAACGGGACUUAUUACAUCCUGCCUUCGCUUCUUGGAGUUAAUAUCAUGACGUUUCUAUUCGCUCAGUUUGACCGAUAUUUCGCCGUGUGCCAUCCCUUCUUCUACGGUCGUUUCAUCACCACAAGAGUGGUUAUAUGUGUCAAUGUGUACAGCUGGGUGCAUGUUUAUUCUCAGCUGCUCCUGCAACACAUGGUGCCACUUUCUAAAGCCAUACAGAUCGGGACCUACAGCAGGAUCAGUCUGAUGGUGAUUAUCAUCACCAAAAUAAUCAUGACCAUCAAGCUGCUGGUCGUGGCGAGGCACCAGCUGCUGCGGGAGCCGCCGGGUCCUGAGAGAGACAGUAAGAAGGAGUCCUUGCUGAUCAUAGUGGUGGUUGUGGUGUUUUUCCUGCUGCUGUGGGGCCCGGCCAUGCUCUACACGGUCCUGGCGUCGCUGACAGGGAAGUAUCUUGUCAUUAAAAACGACGCAGUAAACCCGAUGAAAAUUUUAUCCAGGAGUAAUGCUCUGUGCACUCCGUCCCUCUAUCUGUGUGCCAGCCCUUCACUCAGGAGGGCUGUGUGGAAAACUGUGUGGAGCAAAAUCUGCUGCUGCGAGAAACCCAAAAGGUUGGUUGGAUCAGUAACUGUAAGGGUAAAGUAA
This is a messenger RNA of Epinephelus fuscoguttatus (brown-marbled grouper), 900 nucleotides long. RefSeq lists its product as uncharacterized. Gene Ontology annotation, molecular function: G protein-coupled receptor activity. Bases 1 to 900 code for a protein of 299 amino acids. Gene Ontology annotation, cellular component: membrane. Lineage: Eukaryota; Metazoa; Chordata; Actinopteri; Perciformes; Serranidae. Gene Ontology annotation, biological process: G protein-coupled receptor signaling pathway. The transcript has a single exon. The record is from RefSeq and is a predicted model, not a curated record.